AUGCCUACGUCUCCGUCCACUUGCCUACGUCUCCGUCCACUUGCCUCGGUCUCCGUCCACCUGCCUCUGUCUCCGUCUACUUGCCUACGUCUCUGUCCACAUGCCUACGUCUCCGUCCACAUGCCUACGUCUCCGUCCUCUUGCUUAUGUCUCCGUCUACUUGCCUACGUCUCCGUCCACAUGCCUACGCCUCCGUCCUCUUGCUUAUGUCUCCGUCUACUUGCCUACGUCUCUGUCCACAUGCCUACGUCUCCGUCCACUUGCUUAUGUCUCUCCGUCUACUUGCCUACGUCUCCGUCCACAUGCCUAAGUCUCCGUCCACAUGCCUACGUCUCCGUCCACUUGCCUACGUCUCCGUCCACAUGCCUACGCCUCCGUCCUCUUGCUUAUGUCUCCGUCUACUUGCCUACGUCUCUGUCCACAUGCCUACGUCUCCGUCCACUUGCUUAUGUCUCCGUCUACUUGCCUACGUCUCCGUCCACAUGCCUAAGUCUCCGUCCACAUGCCUACGUCUCCGUCCACUUGCCUACGUCUCCGUCCACUUGCCUACGUCUCCGUCCACAUGCCUACGUCUCCGUCCACUUGCCUACGUCUCCGUCCACUUGCCUACGUGGCGUCCACUUGCCUACGUCUCCGUCCACAUGCCUACGUCUCCGUCCACUUGCCAUUCGUCUCUGUCCACAUGCCUACGUCUCUGUCCACAUGCCUACGUCUCCGUCCACUUGUCUACGUCUCUGUCCACAUGCCUACGUCUCCGUCCACAUGCCUACGUCUCCGUCCACAUGCCUACGUUUCCGUCCACUUGCCUACGUCUCCGUCCACCAGCCUCUGUCUGUCCAAUUGCCUACGUCUCCGUCCACCUGCCUCUGUCCACUUCCCUCUGUCCACUUGCCACUUACCUGCUUCAAUAAAUCUUGA
Knipowitschia caucasica is the source of this 918-nucleotide messenger RNA. Lineage: Eukaryota; Metazoa; Chordata; Actinopteri; Gobiiformes; Gobiidae. The record is from the annotation of a GenBank genome assembly.